Thlaspi arvense is the source of this 1584-nucleotide messenger RNA. NCBI's taxonomy places the organism in Eukaryota, Viridiplantae, Streptophyta, Magnoliopsida, Brassicales, Brassicaceae. The record is from the annotation of a GenBank genome assembly.
AUGAUGACCAAAAUGUCUUUCCCUCUCCCGCAGAAAAUAUUUCUUCCACCGCCAAGUUCUCCACCGAUUCAUCAUCAUCACCAAGCUCCGCCACCGCUUGCACCGCCACGAGCCGCCAUAUCAAUAUCUAUCCCAGAAACCGGUUUAGGACGUACGGGGACCAUCCCCGAUGAGUCCACGUCAUCAGCCUUUCGUGACUACCAGUCUUUAUUUGUCUCGCAACGUUCCGAGACAGUCGAACCGGUCGCAAUUAAAGCAGUCGAAGGCUCAAUACCGGUUAAUUUCCCUUCCGGUACAUAUUACUUAGCCGGUCCAGGACUUUUUUCGGAUGACCAUGGGUCAACGGUCCACCCACUUGACGGUCACGGUUAUCUCCGUGCGUUUCACAUCGACGGUAACAAAAGGAAAGCUACGUUCACGGCAAAGUACGUUAAGACGGAAGCUAAAGAAGAAGAGCACGAUCCAGUGACUGACACGUGGAGGUUUACUCACAGAGGUCCUUUCUCGGUGUUGAAAGGUGGGAAAAAAUUUGGAAACACGAAAGUGAUGAAAAACGUGGCUAAUACGAGCGUUUUGAAAUGGGCUGGGCGGUUGCUUUGUUUAUGGGAAGGUGGUGAGCCGUACGAGAUUGAAUCUGGAUCGUUGGAUACCGUCGGGAGAUUUAACGUUGCGAUCAACGGCUGUGAUGAUGAUGAUUCUUCCGACAGAGAUUUUGCUGGUCAUGAUAUAUGGGACACAGCCGCAGAUUUGUUGAAACCCAUACUUCAAGGUGUAUUUAAGAUGCCACCGAAACGGUUCUUGUCACAUUACAAAAUCGACGAUCGAAGAGAAAGACUUCUAACGGUGACUUGCAACGCCGAAGAUAUGCUUUUACCUCGUAGCAAUUUCACAUUUUGUGAGUAUGAUUCGGAAUUCAAGUUGAUACAAACGAGAGAAUUCAAGAUCGACGAUCAUAUGAUGAUCCAUGAUUGGGCCUUCACAGAUACUCACUACAUACUCUUUGCCAACAGAGUCAAGCUUGAUCCCAUUGGAUACGAUUGGCAAAGCAACAAGCUGGAUCCUUCUGUUAUGAAUCUAAACCACGGAGACGACAAACUACUCCCUCAUCUAGUUAAGGUGUCUAUGACCUUGGACGCAAUCGGAAACUGCAAGAGCUGUGACGUAGAGCCUUUGAACGGUUGGAACAAACCGUCAGAUUUCCCGGUCAUAAACUCAUCCUGGUCCGGAGAAAAGAACAAGUAUAUGUACUGUGCAGCAUCUUCGGGAAAUCGACGUGAACUUCCUCAUUUCCCUUUCGAUAUGGUCGUGAAGUUCGACUUAGACUCGAAUAUUGUCCGUACUUGGUCCACCGGAGCUAGGAGAUUCGUUGGUGAGCCAAUGUUUGUCCCUAUAACCUCCAACAAAGGAGAAGAAGACGAUGGUUACAUUAUCGUCGUCGAGUAUGCGGUUUCGGUGGAGAGAUGUUACCUUGUAAUAUUGGAUGCUAAAAAGAUCGGUGAAUCCGAUGCGGUCGUGACGAGAUUAGCGGUUCCAAGGAAUUUGACGUUUCCAAUGGGUUUUCACGGUUUAUGGGCUAGCGAUUAA